Molecule: messenger RNA, 2927 nt
Organism: Stylophora pistillata
Lineage: Eukaryota; Metazoa; Cnidaria; Anthozoa; Scleractinia; Pocilloporidae
Biological process (GO): regulation of transcription by RNA polymerase II; canonical Wnt signaling pathway
Cellular component (GO): chromatin; beta-catenin-TCF complex
Molecular function (GO): DNA-binding transcription factor activity, RNA polymerase II-specific; RNA polymerase II cis-regulatory region sequence-specific DNA binding
Source: RefSeq, a predicted model, not a curated record
CUCUUGAAGCUCAUAUACCAGCAUAACACAGCGAGGCGAAAUAAAUUCGAAGCAGCGAAACUCGAGGGAUUUUCCACGACUAACGAGGCUAAAAUGCCUCAACUACCCAACAGUUCAACGGAAGAUCUUGGCGCGGACGAUGAAGUGAAAGAAUAUAAGCAGGAAGAUGGUGAGGACUCCGAGAACGGUGCGCAUUUGGACCUCGUGAACGAUAUCAAGUCCGACCUGAUCAAAAAGGAGACCGAAAAUUCAGAGGAUUCUAAACAAAGGUCAGAUGCAAGUUCAGCACCAAUUGCCCAACUUCUUUCUUUUCCUGAUCGUUACAAUGAACAUUUAAACUCUGGCUCUCACUCGGGUUAUUCUCGAGGGGGCCCUGUGCCCACAUCACAAGAUGACAUGAAGCAUGUUCUACAACGUGGGCAUGGCUCACGACCAGCAGGUAUCUUUCACCCAGCUCAUCAUCAUCCAUACCCGACUGCCCCACAGUAUCAAUACCCUAUGUACCCUGGAGUAAAAGGACCAGAGAGUAGAAGAUAUCAUUAUGAUCCUCCAUUGUGGCAACCCCACUCGCCAAUCAUCAGCCAACCACCAUCUCAGUAUCCAAACUAUCCAAGCCAAGUUGGACCAACAUCGGCUGGCAUUCAAAGACUAACCCACCCAACAAUAACGGCAGACCCCCGUGGGGUCUGUUGUCCACCACCCCCUCCAAACCAAACAGUUAUAAAUCGUACCCCAUCAACUUGUGGAACUGGAAGUUUGUUAUCGUCACAGAGCAUUCCAGCAAUGCCUGAUCACCCGCGAAUGGAUACUUCAGUAAGUGGAAAUAACGGACUUCCCAAAGGCCACGUCAAGAAACCUCUUAAUGCAUUCAUGUUGUAUAUGAAGGACAUGCGCUCUAAAGUCGUAUCAGAGUGCACGUUGAAAGAAAGCGCAGCAAUCAACCAGAUACUUGGAAAAAGGUGGCAUGCACUGGACAGACAAGAACAAGCAAAGUAUUAUGAAAUGGCAAGAAAAGAACGAGCCUUACACAUGCAAUUAUACCCUGGCUGGAGUGCAAGGGACAAUUACGCACAACAAGGGAAAAAGAAGAAGAGAAAAAGAGAUAAAUCGCAAGCAGAAAUCACAAAUCCAAAAAAAUGUCGAGCAAGAUACGGUCUUGAUAGACAACAGGAGUGGUGUAAACCAUGCAGACGGAAAAAGAAGUGUGUCAGAUUCCUGGCUGGUGGGGCAGGUUCACAAGACUUAUCUCCGGGCAGCAAUGCAACUAAUGUAGAAAGCGAAAAUAUUGAUGCAAACAUUGAAAGCAGUAGUGCAGGAAUGCUAACAACAACAAACUCUACGACGCCAACUUCAUAGUAUUAUGAACUUUUAUGAAUUAUUAUUAUUGUAGAGUUGAAAUUUUAGUAUCCCAGAGCCUAUUUUAGUAGAAAGUCAGUGCUACUGAUGUUUUAUAGUUGCUGAAAAUGCUCGUGCCUUUUUCUCAAGCCCCAAGGCACAUAAAUGCAACCUUCUGUAACAUAUUUUGAGUGUAACAGACACUGUUGGGCUAUAUUUUCAGGAUACUUUGACAGGUUGCAACCCAUUCCCUAAUUUUCAGUCAGAAAGCAAAAUUAAACCUUGAAGUAUGAGAUGAUUCAUACCUUGAAACACUUCACGAAUGCUGAGAUUUUCCUGAAUUUUUGUUGAUUUGAAUGGGAUGGACAGGAGAAAUUGUUUGUGACAUGCCUUGUGACUAUUGCAUAUUGAUUACAGAAACUAUUCUUUACGUUGAGUUUAAAAGAGUUUUUGCUGACUGUAUUUUAUAUAGCCAGAUGCAAUUUCACAGCAUUUCUAAGUUAAUUAUGGAGCGAGACUUGGUGCCUGUGUUCAAAAACAAGAAAAAGUGAGCAAGGAACAAUUUCUCUCUGCCAUUGUCAUUCAAGUUAACAAGAUGGUCAAAAUUUCUGCUCUAAGAGAUCUGAGCCCAUUUUAACCCUUUAAAUCCUUGAACUAAACAUUUAGUUUGUUGAUAUUAAUAGGAUUUUUUCUUAAUCCAAAUUAAAAAGAAAGAGUUUUUACUCCUCAUUAUAGUUGUUUUAUGGUUAUUAAGGAAUAAGAUUUUCAUUUGGAAACAAAAAAAGAUAUAAGUAAUGAAUUCCUCUGGUUAUAUAAUCCAGUUGAAGAUUAUUUCAAUUUUUGAUAAUAAAACCAGAUGUCAAAUAUAAUGGACCAUUUAUUUUGCCGCUUUGUGUAUAGAAAUUAUUCACAACCUGGUUUGUUCAUGAAUAUAAUUACCUCAGUAUCUCAACUUGACCAGUUCUGUAAGUAUACUUUCCUUGUUUGUGUAACAUGUGUAUAGAUCUUCUAAAAAUGUGUAAUAUAGUUUACUACCAGUUUGGUCUUCUAUGUGUAAAUCUUUCAUGUUUAACUGUAGGCAAAACGUGAGCCAAAGAUUACCGUAGUAUAUAUGCACUGACACUGUGAAUCUGUAUUUCUUCUCUUCAUUUUUUUUUUGUCGGGUAUAACUGAACUCAAGGGCCCAGUUGUUCAAAGGGUAGUAAAGGUAUCCAACAGAUAAAUUGUUAUCUAGUGUACUGUGUUGUCCACCAGAGGUUCAUCCAGUGGAUAGCAUUCUGCAACUUUUGAAUAACCGUGGCCAGGAAAUUCAGAAAACUUGUGAAAGAUUUGAAAUAAAUUAUCCCAUAUCUGGCUUACAAAAAUUUUAAUUUUAGUGGAAUUGGUGGCCUUGGUCAAUAUUUGAAUAUAUAUUUGAGUUGCUAGUCUACAUGUAGACUAACUCCACUGGUUUUCAUCUGGUUGUAAGCUAAAGUCUUAGUCAAGAUGUUUGCUGACUAUUAGACCCAGGAUACAUUGUCUAGCUAUUAGUAGUGUUGAGCCACCUUCAAUGAACAGUAGAACAAAUGUUCAUAAAUUACCAUUGAACCGAA